ACGAGACGGAGAGAAGCGGUAUCUCUCUCUCUCUCUCUCUCUCUCUCUCUCUCUCUCUCUCUAUUUCAUCACCACCUCUGUUUCUUUUUCUCUUUCUUGCACUUUCUCUCUCUAAUUAUUUUUUUUCUUUCUCUAAACAUUCAAAAAAGGAGUGUGGAAAUCUAGGGUUUCAGAGAAAUUAUAAUAUUAGGGUUGGAUUAUUAAAAAUCGAAAGGAUCUGGAUCUCUGAUUACUAAAUUCAUAAAGAAGAAAAAAAUGAGCUUGGAAUCGGUCCCUACGAACACGCAUGGAAACCUUGAUGAGCAGAUUAAUCAGCUCAUGCAGUGCAAACCCUUAUCUGAGCAAGAGGUAAGGGGGUUGUGCGAUAAGGCUAAGGAGAUUUUGAUGGAAGAAAGCAAUGUUCAGCCUGUUAAAAGUCCUGUUACAAUUUGUGGUGAUAUUCAUGGUCAAUUCCACGAUCUCGCUGAACUUUUCCGGAUCGGAGGGAAGUGUCCAGAUACAAACUACUUGUUCAUGGGAGAUUACGUUGACCGUGGCUAUUAUUCAGUUGAAACUGUAACUCUUUUAGUAGCCCUGAAGGUACGAUAUCCUCAACGCAUUACUAUUCUACGUGGAAAUCACGAAAGCCGUCAGAUUACACAAGUUUAUGGGUUUUAUGAUGAGUGCCUACGCAAGUAUGGCAAUGCCAAUGUCUGGAAGAUAUUUACUGACUUGUUUGAUUACUUUCCUCUGACAGCAUUGGUUGAAUCAGAAAUUUUUUGUCUGCAUGGUGGAUUGUCCCCCUCUAUUGAAACUCUUGAUAACAUUCGUAACUUUGAUCGCGUUCAAGAAGUUCCCCAUGAGGGUCCCAUGUGUGAUCUAUUGUGGUCUGAUCCUGAUGAUCGCUGUGGUUGGGGCAUCUCACCGAGAGGUGCUGGAUAUACCUUUGGCCAAGACAUAUCUGAGCAAUUUAACCAUACAAACAACUUGAAGCUGAUUGCUAGAGCUCACCAGCUGGUUAUGGAAGGAUAUAACUGGGGACAUGAACAAAAGGUAGUUACCAUUUUUAGUGCGCCUAAUUAUUGUUAUCGGUGUGGAAACAUGGCAUCUAUAUUGGAGGUUGAUGAUUGCAAGGGACACACAUUCAUUCAGUUUGAGCCCGCUCCAAGGAGGGGAGAGCCAGAUGUCACCCGGAGAACACCUGAUUACUUCCUAUGAUGCAAGUCAGAUCCAAGUUGGUGAGUACCCGGGUCUUCUAGGGCUUUUGCAAAUUUAAGGUUACAACUUCGCUAUGGUGUUGGUUGGGGUGGCGAAAAGCAUGUAUAAUGGUGAGGAGGCUUCCCUAAAUUGAUGGUUUUAUUGGUGAUACUUGAGUCUCCUGAAGAGGAAGCAGAGCGAAGCUGGCGAUGCAAUUUGCUGCAUAUGUGUAUCAUUUAGUGUGGCAUCUUUCAUUCCACUUCCUUGAUUUUUUCUUUUUUGUCUUUUUCUUUUCCCUCUUUUUUUUAUCUGUAGAAGGGGAUGGUUGUUUGGGGGUCUAGGGGGGAUAUGUAGAGGACCAAUGACUCGACUUUAAAAUGGGUGCCUUCUAUUUUUAAUUUUUAUCAUUCCUGUAGUUCUAAUCAAGUAUCCUCCAAUAUGAGCCUACGUUUCUAAUUAA
Molecule: messenger RNA, 1636 nt
Organism: Ricinus communis (castor bean)
Lineage: Eukaryota; Viridiplantae; Streptophyta; Magnoliopsida; Malpighiales; Euphorbiaceae
Product: serine/threonine-protein phosphatase PP2A-2 catalytic subunit
Exons: 11
Coding region: 256-1197 (313 amino acids)
Biological process (GO): mitotic cell cycle; peptidyl-serine dephosphorylation
Cellular component (GO): cytosol
Molecular function (GO): protein serine/threonine phosphatase activity
Source: RefSeq, a predicted model, not a curated record